Hippopotamus amphibius kiboko is the source of this 2393-nucleotide messenger RNA. It is a transcript of the gene ZNF580, whose product is annotated as zinc finger protein 580. Gene Ontology annotation, molecular function: DNA-binding transcription activator activity, RNA polymerase II-specific; RNA polymerase II cis-regulatory region sequence-specific DNA binding. The transcript is spliced from 4 exons. Gene Ontology annotation, cellular component: nucleus. Lineage: Eukaryota; Metazoa; Chordata; Mammalia; Artiodactyla; Hippopotamidae. The record is from RefSeq and is a predicted model, not a curated record. Gene Ontology annotation, biological process: regulation of transcription by RNA polymerase II. The coding region runs from base 1171 to 1959 and encodes 262 amino acids.
GGUAGGCGCUGAGCUCCGGGCGGCCGGAGAGGCCCGAGCGGUGCGUCCGCUGCUGGGUCGCUCGCUUGGACUCGGGGAGUGGGGUGGAGAGGCUCGGGGCUGGUGAAUUCCGGGGAAGGAGCUUCAUCUAAUCCCCCAGUUGUCCUCCCCUCAGCCUCCCAGAGUGUGCCUUGACCCCGCAUCUCUCUGGAGGCCAUAGGCCCCUCCCUCCCUAGGGCGGCCCCUCCCCCUAGGCCGGUCCACUCCUCUCCCUCCACUCCCUGCAUCCACACCCCGCGGCCUCUGCCUGCCUCGCAAGGACCGUCACUUGCUCACCGACGGGAAUGGUGUGCUCUGUACGUGCAUACGGAGAAGGCCCCCUGGCCGGAGCCCGAGGCGCCCUCCGCCCCGGCUCCCCGGUCUUCAGUGGUCCCCAGUGUUUCCAGGUCUUCAGGAGCUGCUCGCAUCACAGGAGCUACAGCAUCUCCCACUCAGAGCUCCGGCCCUUCAUCUGUGGCGAGGCCUUCAAGCGCCCCAGCGAGGUGUCGCUUCAUACACCAGCCCCGGUUGGGUCGGGCUCACACCUGCCCGUUGUGUUCUGGCGUUUUCAGGAUGUGGGGCAGCUGGCCCAGCAGGUCCUGGACCGCUUGGCUGGAAGGAAUUUCCUGGACAAUGGAGAGACCUUAGGGGCUCCAUAGAAUCUCUUGUGUCUGCUACAGAAGGUAGAGGCUGGGUCUUGGCUUCACUGCUUACUUGCUGUGAUCUGAGGCUGCUCUCUGGGCCUCAGUUUUCUCAUCCUGAAAUAGGGAAUGGCUUGUGGUCCCCAGCCAUUCUGGCCAGAGGGGAGAGGCAGGAGUCUCUUGUUGAAUCCCUGACGCUGCCACAGCCUCUGUUUAUAGCCUGGAAUCGAUGACCAUCCCAUUCUGGAACUCAGUUUUCCAAUCUGUAAGAUGGGAUAGAACAAAACAUCUUUAUCAGCUGCCUCCCCGCCCCUCCCCAGCUGCUGCGGUCGCCCCACUCUGGUCCCUGCUCGUGGACACGCGCAGCGAUCGCUACUAGUUCACGGCGCAGCUGGAGGACGACCUGCGGGCGCCUGGAGUGCCGCCACGCGCCAAGCUCCAACCCUCCGCGUGCACCCGGCCUUCCAGCGCUCCGGCCACCUGGCGCGGCCAGGCACAGACCCCGCGUGAGAUGCUCGUAAAAAGCGGGCAAUUGGAGAGGCGGCGGAACCUUCGUUGUGGCGCGCGCGUUUCCGGCCGGCGCCCUUUCCCAGGGACGCCGCCGCCCCUCGCGCCCCUGCGCCCGCGCCCCCCGCGCCCGCGACCCCGGCGCCGCCGGCCCGGAGCUCCCCGAAGUCUCGGUCCCGCCGCCGCCGGCACUCGCGAGGGGAAGUCCGGGCCGCCCGGGACCUCGGCCCGCUCCUCCGGACCCGAGAGGCCGCUGCACCGGCUGCCGCUCCAGAUGCUGCUGCUGCCGCCGCGGCCACCCCACCCUCGGUCCUCCUCUCCGGAGGCCAUGGACCCGCCGCCCCCCAAGGCUCCCCCUUUCCCCAAGACGGAAGGCCCUUCCUCCACUCCUUCCUCGGCGGCGGGCCCCCGACCCCCGCGGCUGGGCCGCCACCUGCUCAUCGACGCCAAUGGGGUCCCCUACACGUACACGGUGCAGUUGGAGGAGGAGCCCCGGGGCCCGCCCCAGCGCGAGGCACCGCCGGCAGAGCCCGGCCCUCGCAAGGGCUACAGCUGCCCGGAGUGCGCUCGGGUCUUUGCCAGCCCCCUGAGGCUGCAGAGCCACCGCGUGUCGCACUCGGACCUCAAGCCCUUCACGUGCGGAGCCUGCGGCAAGGCCUUCAAGCGCUCCAGCCACCUGUCGCGGCACCGUGCCACGCACCGUGCCCGCGCCGGCCCGCCGCACACCUGCCCGCUCUGCCCACGCCGCUUCCAGGACGCUGCGGAGCUGGCGCAGCACGUGCGCCUCCACUAAGUUCCAGACCCGGCCUGUGCCGCCCGGCCCCUCUCUGGGCCACCACGUCUGACCCACACAGCGUUACUCCCACACACACUCCCUUACUCCGCUGAGGUUACUGCCUUACCUUGGGCCUCAGUUUCCCCAACUAUCUAAAGGGAGAAACAUUCCUUCCUUCCCUCCCUCUCCAGCUGUGUGAUGUAGACCAAGUCGUUGCCCCUCCCUGGGCCUGGGAGCCAGUGGGAGCCCAGUUUCCGCCCAGCUGUGCUGUGUGAGCCUUUGCAAGUGGCGUAACCUCUCUGAGCCCUGGUUUUCUGCUCCGAAGUGGUGAACGGUCGUUGUCUGCGUGGAAGAUCUGACAAAAGAACACGGGCACGGUCUGGUUUAUUUCUGUAUAUCCCCCCUUCCACCCGCCACCCUCACCCUUUAUUCAAUAAACAUUCCGCACUCCA